Messenger RNA from Thermothielavioides terrestris NRRL 8126, 1126 nucleotides. RefSeq lists its product as uncharacterized. Gene Ontology annotation, molecular function: protein binding. NCBI's taxonomy places the organism in Eukaryota, Fungi, Ascomycota, Sordariomycetes, Sordariales, Chaetomiaceae. The record is from RefSeq and is a predicted model, not a curated record. Bases 146 to 1009 code for a protein of 287 amino acids. The transcript has 4 exons.
AUCAUCACCAUCAACGGAAAAAGCUUGAACCACUGUUUCCGCACGUCCGGGCCGAGUCUUUGACUCCUCGGGGCCUAGCCGAGCCGGGCGGAGCCAGUUAUUGAACAGCGAGCCGGACAGCCAGCGCUGGCAGCAGCGGAUCAGGAUGUUCUCGCGACGCUUCGAACCGCCUUCCAGUUCUCACAGCAACAAGAGCUUUUCCAAGUCUGGCAGGCAUCGUAGGGCGAGCUCGUCAUUCGUCAAAGAUGCCGGCAUCUCCAAGAGACCCAUCGAGUCUGGACGCCGCCGGGCUGGCACCGUGUCAAACGCAGGUGCAUCGGAGUCCACCUUGGGUAACCCCAUCUCGCCCAUCGUCACUCUCAUAAUCGGUCAAGAGCAGAGGAUCUUCGCCGCUCAUGAGAAUGUCCUUGCCGCUUCGCCGUUCUUUCAGAGUAUCCUGCAGCAUCAGAUGAUGGACUCGCAAACCAAGAAAAUUUCGCUGCCCGACGAAGAGCCCGAAGUCUUCUCGUCCGUUCUCGAGUAUCUCUAUAAGGGCGAUUAUCACCCGCGUCUGGUGCACAACAAGAAGCGCAACUGUUGGGAGUUGGAACAGACUGGCGAGGAUGGUCGCUCCGAAGCCACUAUCUAUCACCCCAGCGUCGACGGCGAGCUGCUGAAGGACACGGCCAUCUACUGCGCUGCCGAGAAGUAUGGGCUUGAGGAGCUGAAGCGUAUCUCUCUGCGGAAGCAGGGUCUUCAAUCCGGCAUUCAAGCCAGCACAAUCCUCACAUCGGCUCGCUAUGCGUAUGCCAACACCCCUGACACCGACUCCAAGCUACGCGCGCACUAUCUCGCCCUCAUCAUCCGGAGCCGUAGUACUUUCAAGCGUAGCGGCACCAUGCAACUCGAGAUGUUCAACGGCGGCACCCAGCUGUUCUUUGACCUGUUCGUUGCCUUGUGCAACCAUGUUGAUGACAUCUCGGCUGCGGCCACCACACCUCGGACACCUCACAGUGGCCGCCCUUUCUAGGCUUUUCCCUUGCAUCUCUCACCACUUCUUCUGCAAGAUUAUCGAUACCCAACACCUCUCAACAACAAAAAGAAAGAUACCUGGCCCCUUCAGGCGUUCUCGACUCUGCGAUGGAUG